Caenorhabditis remanei is the source of this 1218-nucleotide messenger RNA. RefSeq lists its product as uncharacterized. The transcript has 9 exons. The coding region runs from base 1 to 1218 and encodes 405 amino acids. The record is from RefSeq and is a predicted model, not a curated record. NCBI's taxonomy places the organism in Eukaryota, Metazoa, Nematoda, Chromadorea, Rhabditida, Rhabditidae.
AUGGUGAUGUUCAAUGGAGUACCUGACCCGGUUACCAGUUAUCCAACGAGUAUUAGUCAGGCAUCAACAGGAACGAUGUGUGCAGAGACUUGUGAAACAGACACGUAUUGUAUUUUGUCUUUUUGGAAUACUUCUCUAAAUUGUUAUUUGUAUUCUGUGGGGGAUAUGAUAAGGAUUAAGGAAGAUACGAAUGUGGAGGGAGAGAAGGGCAAAGUGGCUUUUAAGAUACAAGAAACUGCUCCAUGUGCACAAUCCGCUGUUCAAAUGUUUCAAGGAAUCACCAAUUCCUUCGCCAACAAACCUAUUGAGUCAUAUGAACUGGCAGUGGAAAGUUCCAAUUCUUAUGAGAUACAGUACAAAUACAGUCUACCCUAUAACUGCCCUGAUUGGGUUGACCCGGUUCCGUCUUGUCAGAACUGUCCAAUAACAAUGAUGAGUUUCCGAGGAACAGCUACAGUAGCCAAACAGACUGCUCCGACAGUCAAUUCAUGGACAGAAUGUAUGUAUGCAUGUUGGAUGGAUAAUAACUGUUUUCUGGCUUGGAUGAAAGCGUCCCCGAAGUGUGGGAUUGCUUCUUAUGGAGAUGUGACAGCGGUUACUAAGUUGGAUAGGUCAAAAGCUCCAACUUCAGAUGGUUCUUUGAAUUUUCUGGCAAUCAAGUACGUCUCAGAUGAAACCACUUGUGACCUCAGCUUCGAUUUACUAUGGGAUGGAACUCACUCUUUGAAAGCUAACUCGACCACCUACUCUGACUACCAACCAACUGCUACGGGAGCACGCACGGUAUUCAAUUGGACAUCAAAGUCAGCAACCGAGAAUUGCGAUGGUGAAGUCUACAAAAUGAAUGGAGUCAGUGGGUGCUGGAUUAUAAUAAAGAAGACUAUGAAUCGUGCUGAAGCAGAAUCGAGUUGUUUGGCUGCUGGUGGAGACGGGUUGAUGCCUAUACCGAAGCUCAUAGCAAUAGAUAGAUUUGCAGACGACUUACCGUAUUCUGAUUUGGAAUAUGGAGAUGUUCAUGUUGGAAUAUCUCGUAAAACCACUUCUAGUCCCUGGGAAUGGACACUACCAGAACAGCUGAUUGACAAUAAAGGGAUGGUAUGGCUAUCAGGUGAACCGAAUUCUGCUCACACAUUGGCUCUCUUGUCAAUUGCAAAAAAUGAAGAUGGACCCCAUGGUCUGAAGUCGAUUACGUAUGGAACUUUUACCAAAAAGUUUUAA